Molecule: messenger RNA, 780 nt
Organism: Drosophila novamexicana
Lineage: Eukaryota; Metazoa; Arthropoda; Insecta; Diptera; Drosophilidae
Product: pupal cuticle protein 36-like
Exons: 2
Coding region: 1-780 (259 amino acids)
Source: RefSeq, a predicted model, not a curated record
AUGCGUGCUUUUAUUGUUAUGUGCUUAGUGGCAGUCGCCUGCGCCGAUAAGCUGGGCUACAACUACCAGCCCGUUGGACACUCCAACCAAGGGUUAUCCUUCGCCCCUGGCAGCGGAAGCAUCAGCGGCGGUAGCUCGCUGGGUGGAAUUGGUGGCGGUUUGGACUCCGGUCUUAGUGGCGGCAACAUUGGUGGCGGUUCCGGUCUCGGCAGCCUCGGCAACGGCGGUCUGUCCGGCGGAAACCUUGAUGCUCCAGUCUCUUACAACGCCCCUGCCCCAGCUGCUGAAUUGGAGAAGGAGUUCUUCACCUUCACCGCCAACGAACAGGACUUCGAUGAGCCCCAAUCCCUGGACAAGGUUUCCAGCUCUCUGAACAAGGGUCUGCGUGUUGUCUUCAUCAAGGGACCUGAGAACCGUGGUCUGGAGAACGCUGCUCUCGCUUUGGCCAAGCAGGCUGCCCAGCAGGAGACCGCCAUCUAUGUCCUGAACAAGCAGGCCGAUAUCGGUGAUCUGGCCAACAAACUGAACUCCAUUCGCAGCAACACCAACAACAAGCCCGAGGUGCACUUCGUCAAGUACCGCACUCCCGAGGAUGCUGCCAAUGCUCAGCGCGCCAUUCAAGGACAGUACGAUCAACUGGGUGGCUCUUCGAAGGCUCUCGAUGGUGGUGUUGCCCCCGCCUUGAACUUUGCGUCCCAGGGUCCAGUGCGUCAGGUGACCGCCCAGUCUCCUGACAACUCGUACCUGCCUACUUCGGUCUUCCGUCGCCUGCGUCGUUAA